AUGAGAUGGGAUGCUAUUAAUGACCAGAUAUUUUUGAACCAGAGAUCUAUAAAUAGGCUCAAUCCGAUGACAAAACGUACCAUACUCCAAGAAACGGCGAAAUUGUAUGAUCCUCUUGGAUUCUUCAGCCCAUUAACGAUAAGAGCUAAGCUCCUACUACAAGACAUAUGGAAAGAAAAAUACGAAUGGGACGCACCACUUCCGGAAGCCAUACAGACACAGUGGCAGAAUAUAGCAGAAGAUAUCAAUGGUACAAUUACGAACAAAUUUCAAAGAUACUACUUUGAUAAAGCAGACAUAAAAAUCACUUCCGGUAAUGUAGGGAACCAGACAGAACUAGCAGAUGAUACAAUUUCCCUUCAUGUAUUUUGCGAUGCAAGUCUACAAGCCUAUGGAUCAGUGGCAUACAUCGUCAAAGGCAAACAGUCUACAUUGGUCAUGUCGAAAACUCGUGUUUCACCACUUAAGCAAUUGACACUACCGAAACUCGAACUUAUGGCUGCGGUUAUUGGAGCCCGUCUUACAAAACACGUGUUAAAGUCUAUACCAGCACAUUCAGUCUACAUAUGGUCUGACAGCCAAAUAGUUCUUCAUUGGUUAGCGACUAAUCGGAAGUUGAAGACAUUUAUACAAAACAGGGUCACGGAAAUUCACGAAAUUACAGAGAACCGGAAGUGGAGGUAUUGUCCAACAGACCAGAAUCCAGCCGAUCUAUUAACAAGAGGUUUGUCAGCCAAGGAAUACCAGAAAAGCAGAUUAUGGAAUAAUGGCCCAAAAUGGCUUCCUGACAUUAAUAGUUGGCCUAGCUGGCAAGCAAAUGACAAUGCCAUUUUGUUCACAACAACCGAAAAUGAAGAAGAUGAUUUAAACCAUGAAAGGUGUUCGAACCUUACACAGCCCUCUCAAGAAAUUCACCAACUCAUUGAUGUUGAGAAAUUCAGUCGCUAUAAGAAGCUACUCAGAGUAACUGCCUAUGUGAAACGUUUUAUCCAUAAUUGUCGCACAAGAAACAGAGCCAGAAGAAUGUCAAGACUCGAACCUUUAACCGUUCAAGAGUUACAAGAGGCUGAACGACUGUGGCUACAUAACACCCAGUUCUUGAAGUAUCAGGCUGAGAUAAAUAAUCUGAAAUCAAAUGGUAAACGACUUACUCUAGUGAAACAUUUACGACUUUCCUUGGAUGAAGAUGGAUUUCUACGAUGUGGCGGGAGAAUCCACAAUGCACCAGUAAUAGAAUUCACCAGAUUUCCAUACUUACUUCCCGCAAAACAUCCUUUCACACGGUUAGUAGUUUUAGACGCACAUGAGAACCAACUUCACGCAGGCACAAGUGCAUUGAUCACACAUUUACGACAGAGAUACUGGAUACCCUCUAUCCGUCAGUAUAUACAAAGCCUUCUCCGGAAAUGCGUUCAAUGUCGAAUGGUAACUGGCAACCAUAUACAGCACCAGAUCCACCACCCCUACCAAAAAUUAGAGUACAAGAUACAUCUCCAUUUACAGUCACCGGGGUUGAUUUCUCGGGAGCACUGUAUGUACGAAGCAAUUCUAGAAUUGAGCAUAAGGCUUAUAUUUUGUCUAUUUACGUGCGCUUCAACAAGAGCUGUCCAUCUCGAGCUGGUACCAGAUUUAUCAGAAGAAACUUUCAUCCAAGCGUUUAGAAGAUUUACAAGUCGAAAAUCCCUACCCCAUAUAAUGAUAUCAGACAACGCAACAACAUUCAAUGCAGCAGCAAAUACCAUUCAACAACUCAUGAGAUCAACGGCAGUUAAUGACGCUCUACACAGCCAUGGUACUGAAUUGAGAUUCAUACCUAAGCGAGCACCAUGGUUUGGCGGUUGGUGGGAGCGACUUAUUGGACUAACAAAAUCCACCAUCAAGAAAGUUUUAGGUCGUUCAUUUAUUAGUUACGAGAGCCUCCAGACAAUAGUAACAGAGAUUGAGGGUAUAAUGAACGACAGACUGCUUACUUACGUCACUUCCGAUAUAGGAGACCCGGACCCAUUAACACCGGCGCAUCUGCUUUAUGGACGUCGUAUAACAUCCCUUCCAUAUGAUGGCAAUACACCAGAACCACAGAAUGUUACAAUGUCUGACGUAACAAAAAGGGCAAGAAUGCAGGCACAACUUAUCAGUCAUUAUCGUUUACGAUGGAGUCACAAAUAUCUUACGUCACUACGUCAGUACCACGAAACAACAGGAAACAACACUCAGACAGUUCAGGUUGGCGACGUUGUACAGAUUUAUGAUGAAUCACCAAGAACGCAGUGGAAACUAGGCGUAAUCCAGCAGUAA
Molecule: messenger RNA, 2295 nt
Organism: Ruditapes philippinarum (Manila clam)
Lineage: Eukaryota; Metazoa; Mollusca; Bivalvia; Venerida; Veneridae
Exons: 1
Coding region: 1-2295 (764 amino acids)
Biological process (GO): DNA integration
Molecular function (GO): nucleic acid binding
Source: RefSeq, a predicted model, not a curated record